Molecule: messenger RNA, 979 nt
Organism: Osmerus eperlanus (European smelt)
Lineage: Eukaryota; Metazoa; Chordata; Actinopteri; Osmeriformes; Osmeridae
Product: zinc finger CW-type PWWP domain protein 1-like
Exons: 10
Coding region: 118-798 (226 amino acids)
Cellular component (GO): nucleus
Molecular function (GO): zinc ion binding
Source: RefSeq, a predicted model, not a curated record
GUUAAGAAGGGAGGGGAAGAGAUUCAAACAGAGUCUCUGCCAGACAGCCAGUAUGAUGAGCUCUUUCAGAGGGUGCUGGAACCCUUCUUUGAUGUCUGCCUGGAAGAUGCUAGAGUGAUGCUGAGUGAAGUUGAGCAGCUGCAGACCAGUAUAGACUAUGUCUCCCACAAGGUGGAGGGCAGCACAGAGACACAGAGGAAGAGACUUCAGGACGAGGAGGAGGAUCAAGACUCCGACUUCUCUGAGUGUGACUGCUGGGUCCAGUGUUGUGCUCCAGACUGCAGGAAGUGGAGGAAGCUGCAGCCACUCACAGAUCUGUCUGCUCUUCCUGAAGACUGGACCUGCCAGCUCAACCCUGACAGGACCCGCAGUGUGUGUGCAGCCUCCGAAGAGUCCUGCUCAGAAGGAGAGGAGGUCUGGUCCAGCCUGGUACCUGGAGCCCUGGUCUGGGCCCAGCAGCCUGGAUACCCCUGGUGGCCAGCCAUAGUGGAGAAGGAUCCAGAUACUAAGAGCUUCCGUCAGUUCAAGAAGAACAAUGACUUGGCUCCUUGCAGGUACCAUGUGACAUACCUGGGAGAGCCAGCGAGCAGAGCCUGGGUUACUUCAUCCAAGAUCCAGCCCUACACACACCUGGACCAGAGCAGAGCUGUUACCUCAAAGAGUCAGGAGAGCUACAGGAAGAAACUGAGUGAAGCUGUCACCAUGGCAACUAGGGCCCACAAAGCAUCUCUGAAGAUUGUCCAUGUUUGGGUGGUUAACUCGCAGCAUCUCCGACAGAGAGAGCUCAGAGGACACUGAUAUAGCAGGUACACAACUAUACACAGUACUAUACACACUACUAUACACACUACUAUACACAGUACUACACACAUUACUAUACACACUACUAUACACACUACUAUACACAGUACUAUACACAGUACUACACACACUACUAUACACACUACUAUACACAGUACUACACACAUUACUAUGCACA